AGUCGCCCACAGCCUCACCCAGCAGAGCAGGGAGGUUUUGCUCCCUGCACAUCCCUGUCAUCCACUCCCUCAUGGUUAAGUCACAUCGUGUCAGAAGUCUUGAGUUCCAGCCUGCAGAAGUGAAGCUCAGAUAAGUGCUGUGGAGCUGAAGGCAGCGUUUCUCUGGGAGUUCUGAAGGUUCAGGUCCUGGGGCAGGGCCGGGCUCUGAGCACUCAGUGGACUCUGUAGGUGGCCUGGAUGUUUGAGUGUCCCCUAGGUCUCCCGGGCCCAGGAGUUGCCCCCGACCCUGCUGUUCCCGUGCCUUUCCAGGGUGAAGCGACCUUGCCCAAGUCUUCAGACCCCUGAGCUGUCAAGGCUCAUGAGACACGGGAACAGCCAACACCGGCCUCUGAGCCCUGUUCAUCCCAGGUUCCCUCAGGCCCCCGGGGGCACGGCCGUACAUUCUUCCUCUGCCACCACUUUGCUCCUGGGGUCGGGGGUGCCACUGAGAGCCUGGCCUUCUCCAGUGCUGGUUCAUGUGGACAGAUCACUCAGUACAAGGUUAGGCGUAAGGGUGGAGGGAGGGGCAGACCUUCCAACCCUGCAGGGCCUGGGCUGUGUCCCACGGCAGGGCCCGCAGUGGGAACCAGGGUCGCGGUGGGCCCUGUCUGGCCCCUGGCACCGGCGUGCUCAUGCUCUCCGGGGUUCUCCUGGGCCUUGGGUAGCCAGGGCCCCUCCCUCUCAGGGCGCUGGGGAGGAGAACGAGACUCGCCCACCCCAGCUACAGGACGGACGAGGACGGCCCCUUCUCCAAAGGAGCCCUUCAGCGCAGACUUCUCCCUCUCCGCAACCUGGUUGAGGACCAAGAAGGGAAAAGAGUCUUUUUCUUCUUGCUAAAAGGUGUAUGUGUGUAGCUCAGCAGUCCCAGGAUAAUUUUAAACUCAGAAGCUGGCCAAAAAAAUGCCACUGGGUUUCUUUUUCUUCCCCCUGGCUGGCUCGGCAGGGAGGCACGCCGAGGCGCCGAAGCCCCCGCCCCUCAAGGUGGCCCCGGCUGAAUGGGGGGCUUGUGUGAGGGCCGCUGGGGCGGGAACUGGCAUGCGGCCCACCGCCCGCCCCGCCCGCCCCGCCGAGCUCGAGGCUGGCCGGGCCGCCGCCAGCGCCGCUCAGAGCGUGAGUGCAGCGAUGGCCGGAGCCCCCGCCCUGGCCCUGCUCCUGCUCGGGCCGCUCCUGGCCGCCACCGUAACCGUGACCGAGGCGCAGAAAAUGGGGCUUCGAGGCCCUCCCGGGCCCCAAGGGCCACCUGGGAAGCCGGGGAAGGACGGCAUUGACGGAGAAGUUGGUCCUCCGGGUCUGCCUGGGCCCUCGGGACUGAAAGGGGCCCCAGGCAAGCCUGGGAAACCAGGAGAGUCCGGGCUCCCGGGGCUUCCUGGUGUGGACGGUCUGACUGGGCAGGAUGGACCUCCUGGACCCAAGGGCGCCCCUGGAGAACGGGGAAGUCUGGGACCCCCAGGGCCACCUGGGCUGGGGGGCAAAGGCCUCCCUGGACCCCCCGGAGAGGCAGGAGUGAGCGGCCCCCCCGGUGGAAUUGGCCUCCGGGGCGCUCCGGGACCCUCUGGACUCCCAGGCCUCCCUGGUCCCCCGGGACCUCCUGGACCCCCUGGUCACCCAGGGGUCCUCCCCGAAGGCGCUACUGACCUUCAGUGCCCAGCCGUCUGCCCACCAGGCCCCCCAGGGCCCCCAGGAAUGCCCGGGUUCAAGGGACCCACUGGCUACAAAGGGGAGCAAGGAGAAGUCGGCAAGGAUGGCGAGAAGGGUGACCCUGGGCCUCCUGGGCCCCCUGGCAUCCCGGGCACCGUGGGGCUGCAGGGUCUGCGGGGGCUGCAGGGACUUCCAGGGCCGCUGGGACCCCCCGGGGACCGGGGUCCCAUUGGGCUCCGAGGGCCCCCCGGGAUCCCAGGAGCCCCUGGGAAAGUGGGUGACAGAGGCGAGAGGGGCCCAGAGGGGUUCCGCGGCCCCAAGGGCGACCUUGGCAGACCUGGUCCUAAAGGUGUCCCAGGCAUGUCUGGGCCAGGCGGAGAGCCGGGCAUGCCGGGCAAGGACGGCCGGGACGGCAUGCCAGGACUCGACGGCGAGAAGGGAGAAGCUGGGCGCAAUGGUGCCCCAGGCGAGAAGGGUCCCAGUGGGCUGCCGGGUCUCCCUGGACGAGCAGGGUCCAAGGGUGAGAAAGGAGAACUGGGCAGAGCUGGAGAGCUGGGUGAGGCUGGCCCUACAGGAGAGCCUGGUGUCCCUGGAGACGUCGGCGUGCCCGGGGAGCGUGGCGAGGCUGGCCACAGGGGCUCAGCGGGGGCUCUGGGCCCACAAGGCCCUCCGGGCGCCCCUGGAGUCCGAGGUUUCCAGGGCCGGAAAGGCAGCAUGGGAGACCUCGGCCUGCCAGGCCCUCAAGGCCUGCGAGGCGACGUGGGCGACCGGGGCCCUGGAGGAGCCGCAGGCCCUAAGGGAGACCAGGGCAUUGCGGGCUCGGACGGUCUUCCUGGGGAGAAAGGAGAGCCGGGUCCCAGUGGCCCUGUUGGACCCAAAGGAGAGUCUGGCAGUCGAGGGGAGCCGGGCCCCAAAGGCAUCCAAGGUCCCAACGGCACCAGCGGCACAGAAGGUGUCCCAGGCCCUCCCGGCCCCGUGGGCUUCCAGGGCGUUCGAGGCGUGCCUGGCAUCACGGGGAAACCGGGCGUCCCGGGGAAAGUAGCCAGUGAGCAGCACAUCCGGGAGCUGUGCGCGGGCGUCGUCAGCGAGCAAAUUGCACAGCUGGCUGCUCACCUGAGGAAGCCCUUAGCACCGGGCUCCAUCGGUCGGCCUGGUCCCGCUGGUCCCCCUGGCCCCCCCGGCCCUCCUGGCUCCAUUGGUCACCCUGGUGCUCGAGGGCCCCCUGGAUAUCGGGGUCCCACCGGAGAGCUGGGAGACCCCGGCCCCAGAGGAAGCCCAGGGGACAGAGGAGACAAAGGCUCGGCUGGCGAGGGCCUGGACGGGCCCGACGGAGAGCAAGGGCUCCGAGGACCACAAGGCGUGCCUGGCAUCAGCAAGGACGGCCGGGACGGGGCCCCCGGCGAGCCUGGCCUCCCCGGCGAUCCCGGGCUCCCCGGAGCUGUUGGUGCUCAGGGGACCCCCGGAAUAUGCGACACCUCUGCCUGCCAAGGAGCCGUUAUGGCAGGGGGCGUGGAGAAAUCCGGUCCCCGGAGUUCCUGAGACACAGCUUAAGGACGAGAGUGAGAAAGUGAUGUCAGCUGAAGCAGCGAGCUCUGGACGGGUGCCACGGGGGUCCUCUCUGGGGUUAAGGAGCAGGCGACGCAAGGCCCUGCCGCCCAGCCAGGCCUUCCCGCUGCUCCUCCACAUCCUUGGUGGCUGCCACCAGACACCUGGUCCCCGAGAGCACCCCCAUUGAGCCGUGGUCGAGAGUGUUCUGACUACGUGUGUCCACGACGGUCCAUUCGGCUGUAACAUCGUACCUCAGACACAGGCCUGUGUAAUAAAUCAUCAGCCCAGAGUUUGAGAGGAACGCAGUGUGUACACACAGGAAGUUCUGUACAAUUCCACGAGAGAAAAAUAUCCAACUUGUUUACGAGCAUUUGUGUAAAGACUAAGAUAUAAUCCCAGUAAAUCGAUGUAUGAGGUUUUCAGAUUAAGACUGGCCACAGUAUUAUAAAAAAUAAAGAAUUUAAUGUCUGACGCCCUUCCAUACAAA
Molecule: messenger RNA, 3712 nt
Organism: Camelus dromedarius (Arabian camel)
Lineage: Eukaryota; Metazoa; Chordata; Mammalia; Artiodactyla; Camelidae
Gene: COL9A3
Product: collagen type IX alpha 3 chain
Exons: 32
Coding region: 940-3216 (758 amino acids)
Biological process (GO): extracellular matrix organization
Cellular component (GO): collagen type IX trimer
Molecular function (GO): extracellular matrix structural constituent conferring tensile strength
Source: RefSeq, a predicted model, not a curated record